Molecule: messenger RNA, 3611 nt
Organism: Amoebophrya sp. A25
Lineage: Eukaryota; Dinophyceae; Syndiniales; Amoebophryaceae
Source: the annotation of a GenBank genome assembly
AGCAGCCAGAUUUUAAUAGUCACAAGCCCAAUUGGGGCGCUUUUCUCAAUCUCAAAGGGCUAUAAAUGAGCAAGUCUGUGUCCGUUGAAAUUACUCGUAAACUUGAAAUAAGCGAGGUGAUAAAAAAAUAGAGAAAGGGACCUGUAUGAAAUUUAUGCCCAGGGAGAUCCGUCGAUCGUAAUGGCAGUUGCGCGCUGCGCGCGCGAAAGUUUUUGUAUCUGUCAGAUCCUCCGAGCAAGGAGUAGCACCUUCUGGGCGCGACAGAGCACACGAGCAGUGCUUUGUGGCUCUCGAAUGGGGCUCCCAGCUCGACCCUUUCCGUUCAGAAGGAUUUCCGGAACCCAAAGUGCAGCGGCGACCCCCCCCCUGGAACCCGGCUGCGCGCCGCCGCGCAGAAGGAACCCAACAAGCGAGUCGCCAUUUUUAAGCCUUUGCUUCCUCUUCGUUUCAUCAGUUGGGUUCCUGCUGCGCGCAGCAGGGUUCCAGGGGGGGCCGUCGCGGCACUUUGAGAUCCCGGGAUCGUUUUGAAAGGAAAGGGCCAAUCUGGUACUAAGAGAGCCAUCUCAUACGACCCAGAGCUGAAGGAAGCCCAGCCUUCCCUCUAGUCGGUUUCUGGGCGCGCGCAGCGGGCGCGGAAGUUUUUAUUCGUGGCUUGUGGUUUCCAGGAAGGUAGAAUCCGACUGCGCGGCUUCCAACAUCCUGGGAAGCUGGAGAUCGGCUGCGCGGCGCGGGUCCGCUUCUUUAUGGAUUUGGCUACUCGCUUAUUUCAGUUUUUCGAGUACGCCGAGUGUGCAGGAGAAACAGGGCUAAAAAGAAAAUGACUAGUUUACUAGAACAGACCCUAAAUGACUUUGUAGGAUACGUAAAACAAAACAACGAGUCUGCGGAAAUGAAAUGAAUGGAGUAGAUGAGAAUAUGUAAAGAAAGAGAUGAUCUGAAGAAGAACGUCAAGAACAAGUUGAUUUUGAUAUUGGUGUGAAGAAAAGUAGAUCAAGAAACAUGUUGAGCAGACGAGUUCUUGCGAGGUGGAGCUGGUCGUUGCACUCAUGCUUUUUCGUUGCGGGCAGUGCGGUGAUCCUCCCGAUUCCGUGGAGUGCGGUUGACGAUGAAGGAGAGGAGGCUCCGUAUGAGGGAAUUACAAUGGCACUCACGAGUGUAUGGCUAAAUAUCAUUAGUUUAUAUGUGUCUAUUAUCAAAUUUUUAGUGCGGCAGCGGAUCGCUGUUCUCGAUAUUUGCAGUAGAUGAAUAGUGUGUAACGGUGUCAUGGGGGUCGACCACAGGUGAGAAAUGGAAGAAUAGUAGGAGAGUCGUGAAUAGCUAUAGCAAUAGAACCGGAGAAAAAAUUAGAAGAAAGCAAAGUAACCUAGUGUCGCAACACGGAAACGUUAUUACAACUCUCUACGAACUCGCUUCUUCAUUUCUUUUCCUUCGAGCUUCAGAUGGUGACGUUGAUCUGCGUAAGGGGGAUUAUCCGUCACUUUUUGUGGAGAGGGAACCAGUGCAAGAGGGCGGAGGAUUCGUUGCAAUUCCUGGAUCGCCGUCUUGCUCAGCCCGACAUGAAAGUGCUGUAGUAAAUUCAGCUCACUGGGAGAGAUCGCGGCCGCAUGCAGUUAUGUUAAAAAGUUUUCAGCCUUAGAUCUUGGCUGUCAAAAGUUACGCGAUGGGCAUACGAGGGGAUGGAAGUAGCGACGGAAUCUAUGUAUGGACCGGAAAAACUGGGCCCCCUGUAUUAUUAGAGUCCCGGUUUUUUUUCCCCUUUCUUCAGCGGAUCGGGGCCGCAGAUAUCCCGGGCCCUUGUUCUCCCGCGGAGUCCCUCAGUAUUAUUCUGGUUAUGUUGUCCCUGGAAAUACUGGGGACAACUUGGCCCCGGGAAAAACUCGGGCUGCGGUAUCAGAAGGGGCCCGGAAAAUAGGGGGCGUGGCCUUGGCCUCUCUUGUAGGCUGCUCCGUCCGCUUCACUGCCAGCGCAGCGCCCCGGUGGCCUGUGCUAUGCGCGCCCGGACCCGGUAGGGCGCCGCGCGCGCUUGGCCGUGCUGUGUGCUGACAGGAUUGCCACCAAGCUGCGGCCGGUCCCUCAGGCUUGGCGCAUCCUACUGCGUGUUCCGUUUCUUUAUGUUCUCCCGCUGUUCGUUGCCGCAGUACCUCGCACGCGCCAGACCGCGCUGCCUCCUUCUGGAUCCCCCCGCUCCGCCCCCAUGCAUGUAUGUUUUUACUGGCGGAUCCCUUUAGAACAACCUAGUUUUGAUUGUGCCAGCAUGCAAUCACCUGUGAGUUCUAAGGCUCCUUCAAUGGGAGAGCGAUCAUGGCGGCAGUGGACCUUUGCUCCAACUGUUUGUGUGAACCAUCUCCGAAUGAUAGACGUUUUCGCACACCUUUUGGAAUCCUUCUCACCUAGGACAGUGAAAAUCGCGCCGAAGUCUUUGGAAUGUCCUAGCGCCGAAGACGUGGCUGAGUGGCUUCGGAGAAACCUCGUAGGGACACGUAGCCCUCAACCUCUGAUCGUCGACAAGUCGCACUGCCGUAAAAGAAACGCUGAAAGCGAUGGGGAGGAAUCAGGACAAAGACCAGCCGUGGCGGAGAUGAACGAAGGGAGUGACCCGUUGGAAGUUGACGGAAGUGAUGAAAGCGUAAAAAGACGGGAACUUGAGUGUGAGACCUUGAGCCGAAGUGCACCGCGAAAGGAUCAUCACCAAGAAUACGAUCCAGUUAUCGGAAUCGUGCCAUCAGUGAUUCUUGGCCAGCAAACAUCUGCAGAACGUCUUGAUCGAUUUGUCAAGGUUCAACAGCCAGCGUCUCUGCUAAAAGAUGGAUCACCGAACGCAUGUUCAACGGCAGGUGCUGCAGAGACGGCGGCAAUUUUGGCAACAAGGGCAGAGGUGCGUUCGCCUUCAAGAAGGAGCUCACCAAGGAAAGCAGUCGCACCCGGUUUGCUGGAAGUAGACAUGACUUGCUUGGCAGCAAGAGACGUGACAUCUGGCAGUACGCUUUUCCGCUCUGUGGACAUCUGCUUUCGCGAUGGAGGAGUUGUGCGGGCCAGCGUUCACCUCGAUGUAGAUGCAAAUGCCGACGGGCCGCGACUAUGGACGAAUCUCGUGGAGCAUGAUCAAGACAACAGCCCGCUGAAAUAGGCACUUUUCGUCGCCAUGGAUUCCUCACUCGCGAAUUCAAACUUUCGCGGAUGCAGCACCAAGUGAAAGUGCAAGGGGACCUAUGAUACGGUGAAAAAGUCCAGUGACAAGAAUUUAAAGUGGGCUACAUCACUGGAUAGGUGAAGCAAUAUGCGAGCAUCGAUUUUUCUAAAUUUUUCGGAGGCACAUGCGGAUGAGGCCAUUUGAAAAUGGAUUUGUUUGUAAAAAGAACGCGAGCGUAUAAUCUAACAUCACAACGUGCACGCUUGUAUGGAUCUGGUCAUGAGGCCGAGAAAAUCUUUGAAGUCAUACAUUUUGCACGAGUGCGCAGGCGAAUGUAACCGUUCGUGGUUUUAUCGCUUUCUUGCUCAACUGGCUGCGCAACAUCAAAAUCAUUCUAGAGCAAGGCUGUUUUGAGCGCACUUCGUAGGUGCUUGAAAGGACCGAGACUGUUGUUAUGGAGACACGAAAUGCAAUAGCAGAG